Messenger RNA from Pomacea canaliculata, 1561 nucleotides. RefSeq lists its product as uncharacterized. The record is from RefSeq and is a predicted model, not a curated record. The coding region runs from base 1175 to 1528 and encodes 117 amino acids. NCBI's taxonomy places the organism in Eukaryota, Metazoa, Mollusca, Gastropoda, Architaenioglossa, Ampullariidae. The transcript is spliced from 4 exons.
UCGUUUUUGCUUAAAAAAAUUGCUUACAGUAGUUAAAAUAAUUUGUUAAGCUUAAUUUAAUACAAGUAUUAUUUAAUGUGAGGAAAAUUAUUUUAAAUGAAUUUCUGGAGAUUUUAUUAUUUAGUGAGCCCUGAUUAGUACUUUACUGCGUGGCAGGCUUGCACAAAACUUGGUUACUGCAUGAGUUGCUUGCUUUGUGAUGUGUAGCAGUUUUUUUGUGACAAGCUUAGGAAACUGUUGAAUUGGAGCAAACUUGAGGACGUAUUUUUUCUACUCUUUUAAUUCACUUUAUGCAAUUAGUUUUAAGGAUUCACGAAUUUAUCGUCUUAAAAAUUUCGGACAUAUAUCUAUUUGAUGAGUAUUUUAAUUUGUGACGCUAUCACAUACCAUUGAAUUUGUGCGUUGUUGCUUAUAGUGAAAAUACUUUUUGUUGUUUAAAAUAACCAACAAUUUUAUUUAAUCUUUUAGUUUUUUAGUCUUAUUCCUUACAUUAGAAAAACUUUAAGAUGGCUUUGUCAUAUUGGACAAAGGGCAGCAUCAAUUAAGCUGCAUCUAGGACAAGUCAAGGUUUGUGUGGUUUUAUGCGUUACUUUUACAUAUUUAUGCUUUAUGAUUUUAUCUUGCAUUGUAACAGUGGUUGAAACCUUUGUCAUGUGACAGAAAGUUGUAAAUCACUAAUCAUGUGUGGCAACAUGAUGAAAUUUAAACAUUUUUACUUGCAGAGCCUGCUGUACCAGUCCAUGGAAAUGAUUCUAUAGGUAAGAUAUUUAAUUAAUUUAAGUUCUUUAGAAUGUAAUUUAAGAGAAUAGCAUGUACAAAAUUUAUCAUCGAAAAGCUGAAUUGUGACAAGUCAAAAGGUAAUGCUUUUUUGUGAAGGUUUUGUCUUUGUCUACAAAACCCCACAUGCACAGGUUAUAUUUUAUAUUGUUAUUGUUUUUAUUUUGAGUGCAGACAGAACACAUCAGCGAUUUUUCCAAAUUCUAGAAGAAGUUAAGGCGGGGCAGCAAAAGUUACAAGAAAUGAUGAACCAGCUACUGCUCAGACUAAAUUUCAAUGAGAACCAACACUUGGGAGAAGCAGCAGCAUCUGAAGAUUUUUCGUUUCUUCUAAAAACAGAGGCAGAGCUGUAAAAGGUGGAGGAAAAUCUGGAGGAUCGGCAGAUGAGAGAAGGAGAAUGAUGAAGUAUCUCUCCUGCAUUGGGGGGGAAAAUGUUCCAGCUCUGGUACGGAGCAUAUUGAGAAGAAUAUUCUCAACUCCCCUUGCACUUCAGUAUAAUUUUACGGGAGUCAAGGGGAAGAAAGGAUUCCUCGCACUGAGAGUACGAGGAGUAAUGAUGGAUGCAGUCAGGAGAGUGUUUCCACAAGGAACAGAAUUGGAAAUAAAUAACGUGGCACGUAAAUGGUUUAUAAGGGACAGGGAUGGAGGCCGACAUCGGCGCUUUAUUUCAACUACUGAUUCUGGCUCCCCUAGCAGGCUGUCUGGUGGGGCAUCAGUUAGGGAACCAAUACAGGGAGGAAGUAAAAGUUAGAUUUAGAAAAAUAAAUCAUUUUGAAUUGUCAUU